AUGGGUGAUUCCAGUUCAAAUACUGGUCCUAACGUUCCUGAACCUACUAGUCCUCUGUUCUUACUUCCUUCCGAUUUGCCGGGAAUGUCUCUUGUUAGUGUUCCUUUCUCUGGGACAGACAUUGCUGAAAGUGUACAAUACUCAGAAACAACUGAGAGUAUUUGGAAACAAUUAAACAAUAGACAUGGGACUGUUAGUGGAACUAAAGUUUUUGAGAUUAAAAGAGAGUUGUCCUCCACUUAUCAAGGAUCCCUAGAUGUUGCAUCUUACUUUAAUAAGCUUAAAAAACUUUUGGAUGAGUUGGAGAUUAUGCGUAGUAGUCAUGCUAAUGCUUGUGCUGCUAAAAAAGGUCUCCAGAAAGAAAAGGAAGAAGACAAAGUUCAUCAGUUUCUAAUGGGCCUAAAUGAAGUCUAUGUAGGAGUUAGAAGCAAUAUCUUAAUGAUGCACCCAUUGCCUUCCCUUGAUAAUGUUUAUAAUAUACUCCUACAAGAUGAAAAACAAAGACAAGUUCUUCCAAAUUCACAAGCUUAUUCCGAAUCAGCCUCUUUCCAUGCAAAUUCCAACAAUAUAAUCAAAGUCAAUCCUGAUCACAACAAGGCUUCAUUGUUCUACAAGUACUGCAAGAAGCCUGGCCAUGUAAUUGAAAAAUGUUACAAGUUACAUGGGUUUCCUCAGAAUUUCAAGUUUACAAGAGGUAAAAAGUUUGGUACUGUUGCUGUUGUUGAAGGGCAGCCUCCUGAUGUUUCUGAUCAUGCUCCUUUACAUGCUGAGGAAUCAUUAAUACCUGGUUUAACCAAAGAACAGUAUACUCAACUGAUGAGCCUUCUUCAACAAUCUGGUCUCAAUGAAUCAUCAUCUCAACCUGUCAUCAUGGGUUCUGCAAACUUUGCUGGUAGUUCUUAUUCCCUACCUGUGUGUCUGAAUGGUACCUCUAAUGUGCGUUUGUUGACUAAUGUAGCUGAAAGGAUAUGGAUAGUGGAUUCUGGGGCCACUGACCAUAUGACUAUAAAAACCUUCUUUUCAAUAUUACUCCUCUACCUAUCCCUUAUCUAG
Nicotiana tabacum (common tobacco) is the source of this 1053-nucleotide messenger RNA. RefSeq lists its product as uncharacterized. Lineage: Eukaryota; Viridiplantae; Streptophyta; Magnoliopsida; Solanales; Solanaceae. The record is from RefSeq and is a predicted model, not a curated record.